AUGACCAGCAAGACUGAGCAUGACAUGGAUUUCGAGCUGUCACUGAGGCGGGCACUGUCUAGAAAGGUUGCAGCGUCUGCUUUUGUGUGCUUGCUCUUUCAGCUGUACGUGGCCACGGAGGCCAUCCUCAUUGCACUGAUCGGGGCCACACCGUCGUACCACUGGGACCUGGCGGGGCUCCUGCCCAACCAGAGCCACGGCAACCACUCAGCGGGCAAAGACGAGGCCUUCGGGGAAUGGCUUCUGACCGCCAACGGCAGCGAGAUCCACAAGCACGUGCAUUUUAGCAGCAGCUUCACCUCCAUCGCCUCUGAGAUCUUAGUGUCUAUUGAUGAAUCUUGUGUGAACCAACCUAGACAACGAUGGUGGCAAAGUGAUAUUUCUCAACCCAGCCAUUCUCACCCACUACUAGUCGGCAUCCUGCUUUGUGCUUGGUUUUUAAUCGCCAACAGAUCUUACAAAGUCAGUGUGGCAAGUUCCUUUUUCUUCAGUGGGGUGUUUGUGGGCGUGAUCUCUUUUGGUCAGCUUUCAGAUCGCUACGGAAGGAAAAAAGUCUAUCUCACAGGUUUUGCUCUUGACAUCUUAUUUGCUAUCGCAAAUGGAUUUUCCCCUUCAUACGAGUUCUUUGCAAUAACUCGAUUCUUGGUGGGCAUGAUGAAUGGAGGGAUGUCGCUGGUGGCCUUUGUCUUGCUAAAUGAAUGUGUGGGCACCGCCUACUGGGCACUUGCAGGAUCCAUUGGCGGCCUCUUCUUUGCCGUGGGCAUCGCCCAGUAUGCUCUGUUAGGAUACUUCAUCCGCUCCUGGAGAACCCUAGCCGUCCUGGUGAACCUGCAGGGGACAGUGGUCUUCCUCUUAUCUCUAUUCAUUCCUGAAUCACCUCGUUGGUUAUACUCCCAGGGUCGACUGAGUGAGGCCGAAGAGGCACUCUACCUCAUCGCCAGGAGGAACCGCAAGCUCAAGUGCACGUUCUCACUCACGCAUCCUGCCAACAGGAGCUACAAGGAGACUGGAAGUUUCCUGGAUCUGUUCCGUUACCGAAUCCUCUUAGGACACACCCUCAUCCUGAUGUUCAUCUGGUUCGUAUGCAGCUUGGUGUAUUAUGGCCUCACUCUGAGCGCAGGUGAUCUAGGUGGAAGUAUUUAUGCCAACCUGGCUCUGUCUGGCCUCAUAGAGAUUCCAUCCUAUCCUCUGUGCAUCUACUUGAUUAACCAAAAAUGGUUUGGUCGGAAACGGACAUUAGCAACAUUUCUGUGCCUAGGAGGACUGGCUUGUCUUAUUGUAAUGUUUCUUCCAGAAAAGAAAGACACAGGUGUGUUUGCAGUGGUGAACAGCCAUUCCUUGUCCCUGCUGGGGAAGCUGACCAUCAGUGCUGCCUUUAACAUUGUUUACAUCUACACCUCGGAGCUCUACCCCACCAUCAUCAGGAAUGUUGGGCUAGGAACGUGUUCCAUGUUCUCCCGAAUUGGUGGGAUUAUUGCUCCCUUCAUCCCCUCACUGAAAUAUGUGCAGUGGUCUCUCCCCUUCAUUGUAUUUGGAGCCACGGGCCUGGCCUCAGGCCUCUUGAGUUUGUUACUGCCAGAAACUCUUAACAGCCCGUUGCUGGAGACGUUUUCUGACCUUCAGAUGUACUCCUAUCGUCGGCUGGGGGAGGAAGCCCUGUCCUUACAGACCUUGGAUCCUCCGCAGCCUGCAGACAAGGAGAGCCCUGUAGGGAGUGAGAGUGAGGAAGAGGAAGAGUUUUACGAUGCAGAUGAAGAGACUCACAUGAUAAAGUGAAAAAGAGCCGGGACCCCUGCUCAGAAGCACAGGUUCCUCUUGUACACCUCUGGCCACGGCGGGUUCCCGGUGGGUCCUGGGAGAGCCGUACAAAGACAGGCUUGGCCUGAACAGGCGCAGCUGGGUGUUCAGCAUGAACUGAUUCUUUUCAGGCACAAAGGAAGUUGGAGAAGAAAUUUCCUAAGAGAAUACCUCACUGCACCGAGGGAAUCGUUCUGGUCUAAAAAUCCAAGUUUGGUUCAGAAUCCUCACCUCGGGCCACACAGCUCCAGUAGUGCGCAUUCCAGGGUUAGGAGGCUGACUGGUGUCUAGAAGUUGGUUCAUGCUGCUCUUCCUUCGGCAUGAUCUGGAAGCAGAUAUGUAAAAUGUCUCACCAUUUGUGGGGGGGAUUUGAUAAACUGUCUUUAAACUGUA
Ictidomys tridecemlineatus (thirteen-lined ground squirrel) is the source of this 2190-nucleotide messenger RNA. Lineage: Eukaryota; Metazoa; Chordata; Mammalia; Rodentia; Sciuridae. The record is from RefSeq and is a predicted model, not a curated record.